Molecule: messenger RNA, 1953 nt
Organism: Dipodomys spectabilis (banner-tailed kangaroo rat)
Lineage: Eukaryota; Metazoa; Chordata; Mammalia; Rodentia; Heteromyidae
Product: histone deacetylase 8
Exons: 11
Coding region: 151-1398 (415 amino acids)
Molecular function (GO): histone deacetylase activity
Source: RefSeq, a predicted model, not a curated record
UAUUUGGGCAUUUUCCUUUAUCUGCCAAGCCUUCUUUCUUUGAGGUGCUGUCACUGAGACGGGUUCUUCUGUCCUGAGAAGGCCCAGCCAUCGCCACAAUUGGCUGAGGAGCAGGGGCAGUGUCUCCCGCGGUCUCAAGAAUAGGAGGGAAUGUUGACCGGGGAGCACCGCUGCGGCCAAUCUGGGGAGCAGGAACCGGAGCUCAGGCUGGGUCUGAAGGCAGUAGAAUCCAGACCGUGCCUCCGAAGCGGUGGGAAGCGGAAGAUGGACAAACUACAGUCCCAAGGAAAGGGUGGGAAGCCGCUGCGCCCUGUUUACAUUUACAGUCCGGAGUAUGUCAGCGUGUGCGACUCCCUGACCAAGGUUCCCAAGCGGGCCAGUAUGGUCCAUUCUCUGAUUGAAGCAUAUGCACUGCAUAAGCACAUGAGGAUAGUGAAGCCCAAAGUGGCCUCCAUGGAGGAGAUGGCCACCUUCCACACUGAUGCCUACCUACAGCAUCUCCAGAAGAUCAGCCAAGAAGGGGAUGAGGAUCAUCCCGACUCCAUAGAAUAUGGACUAGGUUACGAUUGCCCAGCCACUGAAGGGAUAUUUGAAUUUGCUGCAGCAGUAGGAGGGGCAACAAUCACAGCUGCCCAGUGCCUGAUUGAUGGGAUAUGUAAAGUAGCAAUUAACUGGGCUGGAGGGUGGCAUCAUGCAAAGAAAGAUGAAGCAUCUGGUUUUUGUUAUCUCAAUGAUGCUGUCCUGGGAAUAUUACGAUUGCGACGGAAAUUUGAACGUAUUCUCUAUGUGGAUUUGGAUCUGCACCAUGGAGAUGGUGUAGAAGAUGCCUUCAGUUUCACCUCCAAAGUCAUGACUGUGUCCCUGCACAAAUUCUCUCCAGGAUUUUUCCCAGGUACAGGUGAUGUGUCUGAUGUAGGCUUAGGGAAAGGACGCUACUACAGUGUGAAUGUGCCUAUUCAGGAUGGCAUACAGGACGAGAGGUAUUACCACAUCUGUGAAAGUGUACUAAAGGAGGUAUACCAAGUCUUUAAUCCUACAGCAGUAGUCUUACAGCUAGGAGCAGAUACAAUAGCUGGGGAUCCCAUGUGCUCCUUUAAUAUGACUCCAGUGGGGCUUGGCAAUUGUCUUAAGUAUAUCCUUCAGUGGCAACUGGCAACACUCAUUUUAGGAGGAGGAGGCUAUAACCUUGCCAACACGGCUCGUUGCUGGACAUAUUUGACCGGGGUCAUCCUAGGGAAAACACUAUCCUCUGAGAUCCCAGAUCAUGAGUUUUUCACAGCAUAUGGUCCUGAUUAUGUGCUGGAAAUCACGCCAAGCUGCCGGCCAGACCGCAAUGAGCCCCACCAAAUCCAGAAAAUCCUCAACUACAUCAAAGGCAAUCUGAAGCAUGUGGUCUAAUUGACAAAAAGAGAUCAUAUUUCCAGAGCUGAGAAGCAGUGCCUGUAAUGAAGACAGUGUGUUUAUGUGAGCAGUUUGUGGAAUUUGUGACUGCAGGGGAAGUUUGGAAGAAAUUACUUCCUGAAAAUUUCCAAGUGGUACCAAGUGGCAACUGGCCUCCUGGGGUGAAGAGGCAGGCACCCCAGAGUCCUCAACUAGACCUAGGGGAAGAGGGAGAUAUUCAGCAUUUAAAAGUGUUUAUUUUUUUUUAAAUACACAUUUUUAAUCUCUGGAGAUUAUUUUUGAGUAAGUUGGGGAAGGGGUAUUUUUUAUUUUCUUAAAGGAGACAGACAAAAUGCUGGAGGAUAGUACAGAAUUUGCUGAUCACCAGUUUCUUGGUUGAGAGGCACUGGAUAGGAACAGUUACCAACAGGAACAGUUAUGACAUCAGGAUCAUCCAGGUAGAACCUGGAGGAGGGGGGACCAAUUAUGAGUGGGAGGUAAGGAAGAAGUCCACAGGUGGUGUUUUAGGAUUCUGAAUUUAUGUUGUUUAUUAAUAAAAUAUUUGAAAACUUA